AUGAAAUGCUUGAAGACAUAUGCCAAGAAAAUGUGUGAAGACAAUGAUGUCCCUAUCGGAGACAUCAUGUAUUUCAUCGAUUCUGGCGACAUUUUCUUUAUGCUCAUAGACCUCAAAAUUACCCUUAUCAAACUUUGCGAGGGAAAUAGGGUGAAGAGAAUGCAGGAAUUGAAGGAUGCCUUAGAAUCGAAGGACUUCAAGAAUGGGCUAUAUAACCGUUUGUUUGCAUGUAUGCUGUUGCCAAAUAUCACAGCAUAUGUUACUAAUACUCAGCAUCAUAUAAUGGACUUCAUUACCACUCAUUCCAAUGUCUUCAAAAUUCCUCCUGGAAUGCUCGAGGAUGUCGAACUCAGAGCUCAGUUGGGCAAAUUGGUUACAAAGCUACUUACAGGCAUUUGGAGUGUCAUCAAGAAUGCCCUCACCGCAUCAAUUGUCAAGCACACGAGCAUUGCUGAUGUGAUGAGGGCACUUGCACACAGUGGGUCUGGUAUGGAAGUUGACUCUACUCAUUGGAACAGGAUCGCGCUCCUGCGGCGUCUUCUACGAAUUUUUCUCAUUGGAGUCAGUGACUACAAAAAUGCUUCCAUCAACGAUUUAUUUUCCCCUUACCUUAUUCCAUUGCUUAAGCAGGAUAUGCAGUGCAAAGUUGAAUGUGAACUUGGUGUCAACAUUGCACAACUUGAAGAUGACUUGUUUGGCACUAACAAUGCACUUGGGUCUAACAAUCAGGCCUCCCCAGACACUCCAACAGGUAAUGGUCACGCACCCAGCGCUAGGAGGAUUGAGAAUGGUGCCAACAUGGAUGAUGAAGAGCUCAAGGACCAAAGUGGAGUGCAGCUGGGUGGUGGGGAUGCUAAUGGAGAGGAAGAGGAAUUGAAUGGGCUUGGGAACAGUGUUGAAACUGCUGCAGUCUUACUAGAUGAUCCACUGGACUCCAGAUUUGGACUGGUUGAAGGUACUCCAGCACACUACACCAAUACCAUCAGAUUCUGGAACUUUGUCAAUCACUCGCUCUUAGUCAUGUGCCAAAUAUCUAAGGAAGCCUCCUCGACUCCUGCUGAGCAAGAGAAGGAGUUGCAGAAGUUGUUCAUUGAAAUAUUCCAAGCUGAUCUUGCUGAGUUUCCUGGUGGCAAGAAGCAGCAGCAGCAGCAUUCAAAUCUGCUGGCAUUCCAUCCUGCCAAAGAUUUGCCUCCUGCUGAUCAAAUGCCUCCUCCACCUGAUGCGAGAACAGUGGACUUGGACUUGGACUUGGAAGAUGAGUUUGAUAAUGGUGCAGAUUGGUUGGAUGGUCCAGCUGCUCCUUCACAGUUUAAGACAGCAAAAAAAGACUUGUUUGUGCUUGCAGCAUCCAGUGGUAUUGAUUUACAUGCACCCUACCUGUGUGAACUGCUCAAUUUAAUUGGAAAACAACCUGCACACCUGGGUUCCAGACUAACAAAGAAGGCUGCCACUAAAAACCUGUCCUCAUCUGUCCCCAACCCUUCUGCUUGGGACAAGUGGAAAUAA
Messenger RNA from Suillus subaureus, 1506 nucleotides. RefSeq lists its product as uncharacterized. The record is from RefSeq and is a predicted model, not a curated record. NCBI's taxonomy places the organism in Eukaryota, Fungi, Basidiomycota, Agaricomycetes, Boletales, Suillaceae. The transcript has 7 exons. The coding region runs from base 1 to 1506 and encodes 501 amino acids.